CCCAUCUCUCCUCCCCACCCACCAACCGAUUAUUCCCAUCUCCACAUCACCCAUAUAUCCUAGCUAGUUCCUACACACUACUCAUACAGCAGCAGCAGCAGCAAAAGCAGAAGAAGAAGAGGAAUUAGUCAGAAGAGGAAGAGGAGGAGGAAGAAGAAGAAGAGCUAGAAUUAAUUAAUGGAGCUUUUUCAAGCUCAACCAGACCUAUCCCUCCAAAUCAGUCCACCAGCCAGCAAGACUAAUGAGCCCGUAGAAUUAGGGUUUUGGAGGAGAGCUUUAGACACCAACUACACCAACCCCCCCUCCGCCGCCCCGCACGCCGUCGACAAACUCUUCGAUCUCUCCCUAGCAAACCAAUCCUCCUUCCCUACCACCACCACCACCACCACCUUUCCUCACCACCACAGCCACAGCCACAGCCACCACCGUCCUUUCCUAUAUGAAGGGUAUCAUCAAAACCAAGAGUACAUUAGCAAUUGCAUGAGGCCCAUAAGAGGAAUCCCAGUGUAUCAAGCCUCUCCCUCUUUCCAUCUCCUCCAAAGCCAGCUUCAGGCGCAAGCACAGCAGCCGAGGUCCCCGAGAUUCCUGUCGCGGCUCCCCGCGAAGAAAAGCGCGAGAGCGCCGAGGAUGCGGUGGACGACAUCGCUCCACGCCCGCUUCGUUCAUGCCGUAGAGCUCUUGGGAGGCCAUGAAAGGGCUACACCCAAGUCAGUUCUUGAGCUUAUGGAUGUGAAAGAUCUAACUUUGGCCCAUGUCAAGUCUCACUUGCAGAUGUAUAGGACCAUAAAGACCACUGAUAAGCCAGUAACCGCUUCUGGGCAAGCCGAAAACCUAGAGAUUUCUGAUGAAAAUAACUUGCGUGAGAGUAACAAAUACCGUGGAUCGGAAUCUUCAAUUCUGCACGGAAAGUCAGUAGGAAAUGAUGGCAAGAAUUUACGUGGUUUAUGGAUUAAUUCUUCAAGCAGGGGGGUCUGGUUCAGUGACAAACAAAGGGAUUCCACCCCUGGAAGCAUAAACUCUUUUGAGGAAAUGCAAUCAAAAUGCUUUGAAGCUGAAUCCAAUUUGAACUCAUCAUUCCUUUCAAGUGUUAGUGCACUGACACCCAACCUUGAAUUCACAUUGGGAAGGCCACAUUGAACUAACAUGAAUAUUAUUAGUGAAAAAAAAUAAAUCACAAAUUAGGAAUAUAUAGAAAUAGAAAUUAACAAGGGAAAGAAAAAAAGAAAAAGACAAAGCGACCACUGGGACACAAGAAAGCAAGAUAGAGGAGACAUGAGUGUCUGUAAAUUGAGUGAGUAAAGGUUUUAAGAAAGCAAGAGAGCCAAAGGCUAAUCUCAUAAAUUUAAACAUGAGUUGCACUAGCUUGUAUACAGUGGUAACAUAUAUAUGUUGGCUCCUUUUCUUCUUUAAAGCAAAAAAGUGGACAAAGGGGCUUCUUCAUUCUCUUGCAUGUGCACGUGGUUCGCUUUUGUAGAUUCCCCAACAAAGGAUGGAGAUGAAUUUGCAGGGACUAUAUAUGCAACUAAUUCUAGUAGAUAUACAUAUAUAUUACUUGUAAUGAUCCAUACAGUAGCUAGUACUUAAUUUUUGUAUGAGAUAUAUAUGUACAUUUCAUCCGACUUGCAUGCAUUUUCUCUUCCUCCUAUUUUAAUUAAUUCUUCAUUGUACGUGCUAAUUCGUGUGUUGGUAUAUGAGCAUGUAACACGGCCACUUUUGAUUUAGUGAAACUAAUUAUUAUGAGGCGUUGCUCUCUCAUGAA
Molecule: messenger RNA, 1759 nt
Organism: Ananas comosus (pineapple)
Lineage: Eukaryota; Viridiplantae; Streptophyta; Magnoliopsida; Poales; Bromeliaceae
Product: probable transcription factor KAN2
Exons: 6
Coding region: 178-1137 (319 amino acids)
Biological process (GO): regulation of DNA-templated transcription; abaxial cell fate specification
Cellular component (GO): nucleus
Molecular function (GO): transcription cis-regulatory region binding
Source: RefSeq, a predicted model, not a curated record